CUCUCGCAAGCAAAGGAUAAAGCGCAGUUGGUGUGUGUGGUUAAAAAACGAACAAGACAUCGAGAGAAGAAAGCAAAAAAAAACCCCAAAACAAUCAAAACACCAAAUCGGAGCUCCCUUCACUAAUGGCGACAGGAGUGAAAGUGUACGGACCACCAUUGUCGACAGCAGUGUCGAGGGUGCUAUCUUGUCUUCUCGAGAAAGACGUCCAAUUUCAGCUCAUCUCCAUCAACAUGGCCAAAGGCGAACACAAAAAAGCUGAUUUCCUCAAGCUCCAGCCAUUUGGACAAGUACCAGCAUUUCAAGAUGAGAGCAUAUCCCUCUUUGAAUCCAGAGCCAUAUGUCGGUACAUAUCGGAGAAGUACCCCAACCAGGGAAACAAGGGUCUGUAUGGGAUGAACCUGUUAGAAAAAGCUUCAAUCGACCAAUGGUUGGAGGCUGAAGGUCAGAGCUUUAGCCCUCCAAGCUCUGCACUCGUGUUUCAGCUAGCAUUUGCCCCGCGAAUGAAGAUCAAGCAGGAUGACGGGCUGAUCAAGCAGAAUGAAGAAAAGCUCUUGAAAGUGCUUGAUGUGUACGAAAAGAGGCUUGGCGAGAGUCGUUACUUGGCGGGUGAUGAGUUCACUUUGGCUGACCUCUCUCACCUACCCAACACACAGUACUUGGUGAAUGCGACCGAUAGGGGAGAGCUCAUCACUUCAAGGAAGAAUGUGGGUAGGUGGUGGGAUGAGAUAUCAAGCCGAGAAUCAUGGAAGAAGGUGGUUGAAAUGCAGAACCCGCCACCUCCGCCAAGUGCUUGAAAGUCACAAAAUUCUGUGCCAAUAAAUUUAUCUCUUUCUUUGUCUUCCGUCUUAUUACACUUUUAAUUAUUAGAUUAUAUUUUGAAAUUUUUAUGUAAUCUAAUAAUUGAAAGUGAAUUGAGACAGGAGACAGAGAGAAUCAGGAGAUUGUUGGCAUGCUUGAAAUGGGUUGGUGCUGCUUUUGUUGUUAUGGCUUUGGGUGAGUGCUUGGGUUUUUUAGAUUACUUUUUGCUACUUGUUUGCUUCACUAGUGUUGUUGUGUUCUAUUAUGCAAUUGAUGACAAAUGUGUAACACUUGUUUAAAGUGUAAGCUUCUACUAAAAGCUUUCUUUCAUGCUUGAAA
Camellia sinensis is the source of this 1140-nucleotide messenger RNA. Its product is annotated as glutathione S-transferase F11. Gene Ontology annotation, cellular component: cytoplasm. Lineage: Eukaryota; Viridiplantae; Streptophyta; Magnoliopsida; Ericales; Theaceae. Gene Ontology annotation, molecular function: glutathione transferase activity; glutathione binding. The record is from RefSeq and is a predicted model, not a curated record. Gene Ontology annotation, biological process: glutathione metabolic process.